ACCGUUUGGCCCAAUCCCCAAACCCCUAUCCCCUUGAUUCUAAAUUAAAAGGUAAAACCUCAAAUUUGCUUGCCUUCUGCAAACUCUCACAUGAAGUUAUGGCUUCGGCUGUACUCUCUCUUCCAACCUUUCCUUCUCCUUAUCCUCAUUUCCUCCCUCUAAAACCCCAACUCAGAAGUCUCCGUUUGAACCCCCUCCGUCUCUCUUCUCUCCGUUCCCGGCCCGCCAUUGGUCCUGAUGGGAAGUUUUACCCCAACUCCGCUGACGACGACCCGCCUGAAGCUCCUGAGGAUUCCAUGCACGGAUUCAACACGUUUCAGCAAAUUCAACGCCAGGCUGCCAGACACCGCAAGCGCCAAGAAGAAGACUUCGAGAAGAACAAGUCUGUUUACCUCUCUGCCAUUGCUGAUGUUGAGGAAGAUGAAUUGGGGAAGGAGCAGUCCCGGAAUGAUGAAGAGGAUGAUUUGUUUGGGGAGAUUGAUAAGGCCAUUGCAAUGAAGCGGGAGGAAUUGGUUAAGCAAGGUUUGUUGCCGCAGAAUUCCAGAAAAGGAAAGGUUGAGGAAGAAAAGGUUUUGGAAGGGAUUGAUGAGUUGGAAGCAGAUGAGGUGGUUGAUCUGGAAGAGAUUAACGAGCUACAAGGCUUGACUGUUGUUUCCGAUUCUGAACAAGAGGAAGAUUCUUCUUCCAAAUUCGAUGUUGAUAUGACUGACAGUGAAGGAAAAAGGCAAAAUUUUGACGGGUUGGAUUCGUCUUUUGAUUUGGAUUUGGAUAGUUUUGGCAAGAGCAAAGUUAGAAUUGUAGAACCCAAGUUUGGAAUGACUCUAGCUGAGCUUUUGGACGAGAGUAAAGUGGUGCCUGUUUCUGUUUAUGGGGAUUUGGAGGUUGAGAUAUCAGGGAUACAGCAUGACUCGAGGGUGGUGAGUGCUGGAGAUUUGUUCGUCUGCUGUGUUGGUAGGAGGACUGAUGGGCAUUUGUACUUGAGUGAGGCUGAUAAGAGAGGAGCUGUUGCUGUGGUCGCGAGUAAGGAGCUUGACAUAGAGGAGACAUUGGCCUGCAAGGCAUUGGUUAUAGUUGACGAUACUAAUUCUGUUUUGCCUGCAUUGGCUGCAUCUUUUUACAGGUAUCCAUCAAAGAAUAUGGCUGUCAUUGGCAUUACAGGGACUAAUGGCAAGACAACCUGUGCAUAUUUGAUAAAAAGCAUGUACGAAGCGAUGGGAUUAAGGACUGGGAUGCUGAGCUCAGUUGCAUAUUAUAUACAUGGGGAUAAUAUGCUGGAGUCACCAAACACAGCCCCUGAUGCUGUUUUGGUUCAGAAUUUGAUGGCUAAGAUGUUGCAUAAUGGGACUGAAGCAGUUGUCAUGGAGGCUUCUUCUCAUGGGCUGGCCUUAGGGAGAUGCAGUGAGGUUGAUUUUGAUAUUGCAGUCUUUACAAAUUUGACUGGGGAUCAUUUGGAUUUUCAAGGAACUGAGGAGGAGUAUAGGGAUGACAAGGCGAAGCUGUUUGCAAGGAUGCUGAAUCCUGAAAGGCAUAGAAAAGUUGUUAACAUUGAUGACCCAAAUGCUUCUUUCUUCAUUGGACAAGGGAACCCAGAAGUACCAGUUGUGACCUUUGCAAUGGAGAAUAAGAGUGCAGAUGUUCAUCCAUUGAAGUUUGAGCUCUCCUUGUUUGAGACACAAGUUUUGGUUAAUACACCAUAUGGGAUAUUGGAGAUUUCGUCAGGGUUGCUGGGAAGGCAUAAUAUUUACAACAUUCUUGCAGCUGUGGCAGUUGGUAUUGCUGUUGGGGCACCACUGGAGGACAUUGUCAGAGGGAUUGAAGAGAUUGAUGCUGUUCCAGGCAGGUGUGAGCUAAUAGACGAGGAGCAGGCAUUUGGAGUCAUUGUAGACUAUGCUCAUACUCCUGAUGCCCUAUCUAGACUUCUUGAUUCUGUACGGGAGCUUGGAGCAAAAAGGAUUAUCACUGUUGUUGGAUGCCCUGGUGAGAGUGACAGAGGGAAAAGACCAAUAAUGUCGAAAAUUGCAACAGACAAAAGUGAUGUGACAAUUUUGACAUCUGACAAUCCAAGGAAUGAAGAUCCAUUGGACAUCUUGGAUGAUAUGUUGGCUGGCAUAGGAUGGACAAUGCAAGAUUAUUUGAAAUAUGGAGAGAAUGAUUAUUAUCCACCUCUACCAAAUGGCCAUAGACUUUUUCUGCAUGACAUCAGACGUGUAGCUGUGCGUUGUGCUGUUGCCAUGGGUGAAGAAGGAGAUGUGGUUGUGAUUGCUGGUAAAGGACAUGAAACAUAUCAGAUUGAAGGUGACAAGCAAGAGUUCUUUGAUGAUCGUGAGGAAUGUCGGGAAGCAUUGCAAUAUGUUGAUGAACUCCACCAAGCGGGAAUAGACACAAGUGAAUUCCCAUGGAGGUUGCCAGAGAGUCAUUAAUAUUCUUACAAGAGUUUAUAGCUAUUUUGACACUAAUGUAAGCGGGAAAUAGUUACUUCCUGAUGAAAAUACUGCGCUUGUACAUACAUCAUUCCUGGAUCCCUUGACAAUCAUCAUCAAAAAGCUAGAAGUUGUUGGUCUGGUGGACAACAUUAUAUGUUUCAAAGCAAUUGGCUGUGUCCUUAACAAGAUAGAUGAGGAAAAAACCAUACAGAAAAGCAAAAGAAGGAUGGGAACAGGGUGUUCCUUCUCUACCAAGCAUCACCAGUUAUCGAGCACUGCUCUUGGAACACUAAAACCAUAAAUGAUACAACAGCAUUGCUUACUGCUUGGUGUGUUGGGAAGAGGCGUGGAGGAAUGCAUAAGGCACCAAUUAUUGUAUCUCUAAGCCCCAGAUAGCUUAGCACAAUCAGCAUUAUUGCCGCAUCCUUCCACCAGGGAAUGACACUCAGUUUUCUGACCAUUCACUCUAAUUACGUCUCAACACAGCAUGGAGAAGAUCAUAAUAAAGACUGCCAUCACAAUUUCAAAAAUGUAAAUGGGCAACAGCAAUGUCUGUAAGGAUGGAUCAAGAUCAAUAUACUGAGGAAGGAUGAGUUUAAUUCUGAAUGUGUUUUAGUGUGAGGCAUCAAAUUGUGUCUACCAUUGUAUGCUUUGACUUUUAUCGUUAUUACCAAUCACUUAAAUGUGACACAGUUAGCAAGUGUUUUGACACUGCUAUUAAUUGUAUAAUCCUGUUAAGGUACGUUAUCAUGUGAUUUUGUUGUUAUUGACCUAAAAAAAAAAAAAACAACCAUAGAUGAUUCUGAUGGAUUUUGCUUAUCAAUAAGAAAUAUGAUACUGUUAU
Molecule: messenger RNA, 3267 nt
Organism: Rubroshorea leprosula
Lineage: Eukaryota; Viridiplantae; Streptophyta; Magnoliopsida; Malvales; Dipterocarpaceae
Source: the annotation of a GenBank genome assembly